ACGUUUUCCCGAAAAGUUUGACCUACAUUAUGAUAACUCUGCCCGAAGUUUUCGGGAAAACGUCCAUUCAGGAAAAUGGAUCUUUGGGAUAAAGUCGGACAUUGAUGACACGAUACUAUUUCAAAAAACCGUCGACGUUUUUGCUUGA
This is a messenger RNA of Funneliformis mosseae, 148 nucleotides long. Lineage: Eukaryota; Fungi; Glomeromycota; Glomeromycetes; Glomerales; Glomeraceae. The record is from the annotation of a GenBank genome assembly.